GUGUUCAGUCACAAGGAAACAUGAGGUUAUGCCUGAUCCAGCUGCUAGCACUGCUAGCACUGCUAGCCACUGUCCAAGCUGAAGAGGAGUCUUGUAUGGGGCGCUGUGAGAAUGGCUUUGAUGCUUCAAAGAGAUGCCAGUGUGAUUCCAUGUGCAAAUACUAUGGAAGUUGUUGCUCAGACUACGAAACCACUUGCCACAUAAUGACACGUGGGGACACUUUUGCUGAUGAUGAUGAUGAUCCAAAGGACAGUACAAAGGUUCCAACCAGAGUUCUUCCAGUUCAAAGGAGAUUUAACCCUUCACCAACCAUUCCAGCCAAACCACCAACUGCACCAUCUGUAAUCUCUGACACCACCGACCCCUCCACCGCUGCUGCAGCCCACAGCAAUGCUGGAGCAACGACCACAGCCGACAGCCCAACCACAAUUGACAGCCUUCUCAGCACUGAUGCACCUACAACCACACCAAACAGUCCAACCACAACCCAAGCCCCUGACCCUGAUGCUGAGGUGUGCAGCGGAAGACCCUUUGACUCUUUUAUGCAGCUCAAAAACGGCUCUGUUUACGCUUUUAGGGGAAGAUAUUUCUUUGAGCUGGAUGAGAAGUCAGUGUUACCAGGUUAUCCAAAACUCAUCAAAGAUGUAUGGGGUAUAGAGGGACCUAUAGAUGCUGCAUUUACCCGAAUAAACUGUCAAGGAAAGACCUACAUUUUCAAGGGCAGCAAGUACUGGAGGUUUGAGGAUGGUGUCCUGGAUGAAGAUUUUCCCAGGGAUAUCAGUGUAGGGUUUGAAAAGAUACCAGAUAACAUAGAUGCUGCUUUUGCCAUUCCUGCUCACAAUCACCAUGGUAAAGAGAGGGUCUACUUUUUCAAAGGAGAUCUGUAUUACCUCUAUGAGUUUAAGCACCAGCCAAGUCAUGAGGAAUGUAUCCAGAUGUCCAUGAAGUCACCCUCCACACUUUUCACCCGUUACACCAACAACUACCAUGACCACUGGGCAGAGUUCUUCAGCCGGCUCUUUGGAGAUUCAGUUUCAGGGCAUCAUGGAGGACAUCACUUCAUAGACAGGGACUGGAUCGGCGUCAAAGCUCCCAUAGAUGCCGUGAUGGUGGGGAGACUCUACAUCACACCCAGACCUCCCUCACGUCGCCCCAGCAGGAGGCGCCAAAACGACUGGCGGGAUGGCGACCAGGACAGGAGACAACAGUGGGGACAGCAGUGGGGUCAACAAUGGGGGCAGGACUGGGAUCAACAGUGGAACUCCAGGCAAAGACAGAGGCGUUCUCCUUACUGGGAUUCAAUGGCUCAAAUGAGCAUCAGUAUUGGACAGGAGUUUGCUCAGAGGUACGGACAGGAUCGCAGGUGGGACCAGGACAGGCGAAGUGACAGCUACCGUAGGCAAUACGACUACGAUUACAGCUACAGAUAUGGCCCGUACGACGACAGGGAUUACGACUCACGGCGGAGAGGCCAUCCAGUGCAGAGUGUCUACUUCUUCAAAGGAGAUAAAUACUACAGGGUCGAUUUGCAGACUAAAAGAGUGGACUACGCCAAUCCGCCCUACCCAAGAUCCAUAGGCAAAUACUGGCUUGGCUGCCCAGACAAACCAGGGGCGGAGAAGAGAUGAGAGUGCAUUGUGAACACAGUUAUUGAAUAUGUAUUUACAAUGAAGAAACGAUAAGUGGAUUUUUGGUAUGGGCUUCUAUGAAACAGAGCCGCAAAUAAGCAAAGUGGUUUUCCCAUGCGAAUGACGUUUCAUAACAAAAUAUGUAUACCUGCCAAACGGAUGAUGUAUGGACUAACAAAUUGUGAUUUGAUUUCAUUUCAUUUAAAAAAUUAUAUCCUAAAACAGACAUUUUGGAUUAGACUAAAAAUCACAGAUAACAACCAAAGCUUUCAAACUGGGCCAAUAACAUCUCUUUUUUUUUUUUUUUUUUGAUCUUUCAUGUCCUACAUAGACCGCCCAGACAGCCUGGGCAAAGUUCACCUUUCUAUAGUCUUUCCUCAUUAGUCAUACUUUAGUGAUUCAUAAAUUCAUGUGACUGGUUUCUAGACUGAUUGUUCUGUGUGUCAGUGAUAAGAUCUGUUGUCCUAACUCCAUAAAUGGCUGAUAACUGGAGUU
Molecule: messenger RNA, 2123 nt
Organism: Chanos chanos (milkfish)
Lineage: Eukaryota; Metazoa; Chordata; Actinopteri; Gonorynchiformes; Chanidae
Gene: vtna
Product: vitronectin a
Exons: 8
Coding region: 21-1628 (535 amino acids)
Biological process (GO): immune response; cell-matrix adhesion; cell adhesion mediated by integrin
Molecular function (GO): polysaccharide binding; extracellular matrix binding; integrin binding
Source: RefSeq, a predicted model, not a curated record